Molecule: messenger RNA, 2421 nt
Organism: Periconia digitata
Lineage: Eukaryota; Fungi; Ascomycota; Dothideomycetes; Pleosporales; Periconiaceae
Source: the annotation of a GenBank genome assembly
ACUGAAGCUAAGACAACGAAAAUCCGUGCUCCCUCGAUGUUUUUUUGGGCAUACCCGAUCUCCUUAUGGAUCGGUUACGUCGCGUCUCGCAUAUACGAAGUGAAGCGUCAUGACUCCCAUAGCCAACCUCGAAGUAAAUCGGCCGAUACGCUCUUCCUCGUUGCACACAUAGGUCUAUUUCUCUCAAUUGCCUUUACAGAGAUUCUGUCUGUGGUUCUAGUCAGCCAAAAUGGCUACGGGAAUGGGUGGGCGGAAAAGGAUUACCUGUCUUCGACGUUCGGGGUAGGGUUAUUCUACCUGGCUGGACUACUGCCGGAUCCGGAUGAGCGUUACACGGCAUCGAUAGUCAACCGCAACAUGUGGCUGAUAAGCACCUUGUACGAAGUCUUAUGGCUUGCCCAUGGAUGGAAGCAGACAUAUGGUGAGAUAUCUGAUAACAAUGCCUGGCACACGGCAUCGGCGGUCGUGGCUACCGUGAGGAUUCUGAUCCUCGUCGGCAUCAGCGCACUCUUCAUCGUGACAAAUCAAAGGAAAAACCAGGACUGGAGUACACAAGACAACGGAGAAAGGCAACCUCUGCUUGGUAAUGGAUCUCAAGUCAAUGGGGCCAAUGGGAAAACGACUUCAACUAAGCGUUCCGGGGAUGCGCAGACAACCACGUGGACAGAUUAUCUUCUCGGCUUCAAAGCGCUGUUUCCCUUCUUAUGGCCGUCGAACUCGAAGCCUCUCCAAGUUCGAGCAAUCUUCUGCUUCUUGCUACUCAUCGCUCAACGUAUCGUCAAUAUCCUUGCUCCACACCAACUUGGUGUUGUAGUCGCACAUCUGGGACGCAAUCGCAUUCCCCAUUUGGAUAUUGUACUUUACAUUUUAUUCCGUGGUUUACAAGGACAGCAAGGUGUCAUCGGGUCGAUCCGCGCUAUGCUCUGGAUCCCGAUAAGCCAAUCGACCUACCAGCGCCUAAGUUCAGCCACAUUCACACAUGUCUUACAGCUUUCACUAGAUUUCCACCUGAGCAAGCGAGUAGGUGAAGUCAUAAGCGCACUCAGCAAAGGAGGCGCGUUGAACACUUUCUUGGAUGGACUCGCGUUCCAGCUUUUUCCAAUGGUGGCUGACUUGUGGAUCGCGGCCGCCUACUUCUUUGUCGUGUUUGAUGCAUUUUACUCGCUGAUUGUGAUAGCUGUCACGUGGUUCUACAUAUACGUGACGAUAUACAUGGCCAAAUAUCGUGGCCGCGCACGUCGAGAGAUGGCGAAAAGAGAGCGCGAAAUGGAGGCUGCAAAGACGGAUGCUCUGCUGUCCUAUGAAACCGUCCACCAUUUCGGCGCUGUCCCAAUGGAGGUUUCUCGUUACGAGAUGCUAAUUGCGUAUUUCCAAGCCGCCGAAUUCAACGUGCUAUUUUCGCUCAAUAUGUUAAAUGCGGUGCAAAAUGGCGUUUUCACUCUGGGGACGCUCUUGGUCUGCUACCUAGACGCAUACCAGAUCUCCAUGGAUCUCCAAAAGGUAGCUAUGUUUGUAACAUUGCUCACCUAUCUAGCUCAAUUACAGGCGCCACUCAACUUUUUUGGGAGUUUUUACACACAGGUCCAGAAUAAUCUUGUCGACGCUGAGCGUAUGCUGGAGCUUUACGAAGAAAAGCCGACAGUCGUAGACGCAGACGACACGAUGUUGUUGAAGAGAUGCAGCGGUCAUAUCUCAUUCUCCAACGUAAAAUUCGCGUAUAACGAACAGCGGCAAGCUUUGCGCGGCAUCUCAUUCGAAGUACUGUCGGGCACCUCGACGGCAAUUGUAGGCGAAAGUGGUAGUGGAAAAUCAACUCUUUUGAAACUGCUCUUCCGUUUCUACGACGUAAAUUCGGGAACGAUUUGUGUCGAUGGCAAGGACGUGCAGAAAAUCCAGAUCAAGAGCCUCAGAGACUACAUCAGUGUCGUACCGCAAGACACUAUCUUGUUCAACAACACUCUGAUGUACAAUCUGAAAUAUGCACGGCCUGAUGCCACGGAUGAGCAGGUAUUUGACGCAUGCAGAUCGGCAACUAUCCAUGACAAGAUUAUGAGCUUCCCUGGUGGUUACUCCACUAGCGUUGGUGAGAGAGGGCUUAAACUCUCUGGAGGUGAAAGGCAAAGGAUCGCCAUUUCCAGAGCUUUCUUGCGUGCUCCAAGUAUUCUCUUGUUGGACGAGGCUACUGCUUCGCUCGAUUCAGAGACGGAGGGUCAUAUACAAGAAGCCCUGGAAAGAGUGAGUCGAGGCCGCACUACAAUAACUAUUGCCCAUCGAUUAUCAACAAUCGUCAAAGCGGACCAAAUUAUUGUACUCCAAGAAGGCCGCAUCGUCGAAAGGGGCACACACGCUCAGCUUCUUCAGAACAAUGGUUUGUAUCUAAGUAUGUGGGAGAAACAGACUUUGGAUGAAGAGGAGAAGUAG